This is a messenger RNA of Coregonus sp. 'balchen', 4467 nucleotides long. The record is from the annotation of a GenBank genome assembly. Lineage: Eukaryota; Metazoa; Chordata; Actinopteri; Salmoniformes; Salmonidae.
AUGAAGACACCAGGCAAUGCCUGCAUGGUAUUGAAGCUGAUCUCCAAAGUUGCCAUGUCCAGUGAAUCUGAGUAAGUAUUUACACUAAUUAUAUAAAUGACCCUUUACAAUGUCUUGUAAAUGUUGUUACAUAUGGCUAACACAUUUUUCUUAUUUUCCUUUUUUCAAGUAGCGAGACUGCAGGCCCUUCCUGUGCAAGCACAAGUUAUGGAACAGGAGCAUUGUCCAGCAGCCAAAAGUUGGAUGAGGCACAGGCCAAAAGUUGGAUGAGGCAUGGAGAAACCACUCACAGUUGAAGUCGGAAGUUUACAUACACCUUAGCCAAAUAUAUUAACUCAGUUUUUCACAAUUCCUGACAUUUAAUCCUAGUACAAAUUUCCAUUCUCAGGUCAGUUAGGAUCACCACUUUAUUUUAAGAAUGUGAAAUGUCAGAAUAAUAGUAGAGAGAAUGAUUUAUUUCAUCUUUUAGUUCUUUCAUCACAUUCCCAGUGGGUCAGAAGUUUACAUACACUCAAUUAGUAUUUGGUAGCAUUGCCUUUAAAUUGUUUAACUUGGGUCAAACGUUUCGGGUAGCAUUCCACAAGCUUCCCACAAUAAGUUGUUUCAUCAGAGCAGAGGACAUUUCUCCAAAAAGUACGAUCUUUGUCCCCAUGUGCAGUUGCAAGCCGUAGUCGGUUUUGGAGCAGUGGCUUCUUCCUUGCUGAGCAGCCUUUCAGGUUAUAUCGAUAUAGGACUCGUUUUACUGUGGAUAUAGAUACUUUUGUACCUGUUUCCUCCAGCAUCUUCACAAGGUCUUUUGCUGUUGUUCUGGGAUUGAUUUGUACUUUUCGCAACAAAGUACGUUCAUCUCUAGGAGAGAGAACGCGUCUCCUUCUUGAGCGAUAUGACGGCUGUGUGGUCCCAUGGUGUUUAUACCUCUGUACUUUUGUUUGUACAGAUGAACGUGGUACCUUCAGGCAUUUGGAAAUUGCUCCCAAGGAUGAACCAGACAUGUGGAGGUCUACAAUUUGAUUUUCCCAUGAUGUCAAGCAAAGAGGCACUGAGUUUGAAGGUAGGCCUUGAAAUACAUCCACAGGUACACCUCCGAUUGACUCAAAUGAUGUCAAUUAGCCUAUCAGAAGCUUCUAAAGCCAUGACAUCAUUUUCUGGAAUUUUCCAAAUUGUUUAAAGUCACAGUCAACUUAGUGUAUGUAAACUUCUGACCCACUGGAAUUGUGAUACAGUGAAUUAUAAGUGAAAUAAUCCGUCUGUAAACAAUUGUUGGAAAAAUUACUUGUGUCAUGCACAAAGUAUAUGUCCUAACCGACUUGCCAAAACUAUAGUUUGUUAACAAGAAAUUUGUGGAGUGGUUGAAAAACUAGUUUGAAUGAUUCCAGCCUAAGUCUGUGUAAACUUCCGACUUCAACUGUAGUUCUAUGUUCAUAGAUUCAGUCAGACAGGUUUCUGCAAAGCUUAUAAAAUUGCAGCUUUUCAUGUCUAGAAUGAAGCUCAUCCAUCUUAUUCUCGUGUGACUGGACAUUUGCCAAUAAAACAGAGGGGAGUGCCGGCGAUUUUAUUUGAAUCUCAGUCUCACCAAGACCCCAGCCCUCUGCCGUCCUGCGGCGUAUUCUUAGCCCAGGAAACAAAGGAAUAGGGUCCGGUGUGAACAAGGGUACAGCUGAGUCAGAGUUGAAUUCGAAAUCGCGGUUUGUACCUGUCGAUCUAAUGUCCCGAAUAUUAUCACAGGUGUCAAAUCAAAUCAAAUUGUAUUUGUCACAUGCGCCGAAUACAACAUGUGUAGACCUUACAGUGAAAUGCCUACAAGCCCUUAACCAACAAUGCAGUUUUAAGAAAAAUAAGUGUUAAGAAAGUAUUUACUAAAGUAAAACUGAAGUAAAAAAUAGAUAAGAAAAAAAAUGAAAAAUAAGAAAAAUUGAAAAAUAACUCAAGAGCAGCAGUAAAAUAGCAGUAGCGAGGCUAUAUACAGUGGGGGUGUACAAGCACAAUGCAAAUAGUCCGGGUAGCCAUUUGAUUAGCUGUUCAGGAGUCUUAUGGCUUGGGGGUAGAAGCUGUUAAGAAGCCUUUUGGACCUAGACUUGUUAAUAAUGGUUGAUGAAAUUAUAUUGAUGGAAUAUUGAAUUAUGAUGUAUGGAUUUGACAGCAAAUCAUUAAAUGUUUUGAUUAUAGAUAAGAGUGUAAACCUACUGUACUUCUGUAGUCCACUCAGAUACAUUAAGUCACAUAUUUCUGCAGUCCUGUGUAGCUCAGUUGGUAGAGCAUGGUGUUUGCAAUGCCAGGGUUGUGGGUUCGAUUCCCACGGGGGGGCAGUAUAAUAAAAAAAAUCAAUGCAGUCGAGCUGGAUAAGAGUGUCUGCUAAAUGACGUUUUUAUUUUUUUAAUGGAACUUCAGUAUUCACAAUAAAGUUUAAGAUAGUAGUGAAUGAUAUGGGCGGCAGGUAGCUUAGUGGGUAAGAGCGUUGGGCCAGUAACCGAAAGGUCGCUGGUUCUAAUCCCCGAGCCGACUAGGUGAAAAAUCUGUCGAUGUGCCCUUGAGCAAGGCCCGUAACCCUAAUUGCUCUUGUAAGUCGCUCUGGAUAAGAGCGUCUGCUAAAUGACCAAUUAUUAUUAUAUGUUCUUGAUAUCCUCAGACUCUAGAUCGGAGUCCAGUCGAUGUAAGAGUCCACAGCACCACCAUAUGGUCACGUCAGGUCAGUGCAAGUCAGUCUAUGGCAGUUUUGUCCUUAUCAAGCAAAAGCUAAAGAUGAAACUGAAAUGAUUGACAAUAGAGAAAGUUGUAUACUCUAUAUUACUCUCUAGGGAGAAGAUAGCUCUUCUUACAAGAAGAGAGGGCAUCUUAUUGGACAUCUAUGUAACACAACUAUUUCACAUUUGAAGAUAGCAGUUUGUUAAGUUUGAUCAUUUCAUGUACUUCUGCAUUGUUAUUUUUUUCAUUUUCACAUAUUUUGACAAAAUAAGCCCUUAAGGAGCAAAUGCAUCUUCUUUAAAGAAGAAGGCUCAGGCUGCCUACUUAAGUCAUGGAAGUCGGCCACCGGGAUAGCGCCACAGGGUGAUCGAACGGGUUACCAGGUGUAGAUGGGGAAGAUAGAACGACCCUAACCCUUCCAACGACCUACAAAGGUUUCAUGCCAAGUAAGUACAACACCGUUAAGUAGAACAUUGUUUUAUUAUUACACAAUUCUUUUUGACAGUACAUUUUUCAAAAAUCAAAACAGUUUUUUCUUGUAAGCAAGACACAUUUUUGAGACAAAUACCGAAGCCAGCUUCAGAGUUGCAGAGAAGGCACUUGUUGCUGACUACUUGGCCAAUACAACUGCUACAGCUGACAGGCACUACAGCAUGAAGACACCAGUCAAUGCCUUCAUGGUAUUGAAGCUGAUCUCCAAAGUUGCCAUGUCCAGUGAAUCUGAGUAAGUAUUUACACUAAUUGUAUAAAUGACCCUUUACAAUGUCUUGUAAAUGUUGUUACAUAUGGCUUACACAUUUUUGUUAUGUUCCUUUUUUCAAGUAGUGAGACUGCGCAAGCACAAGUUAUGGAACAGGAGCAUUGUCCAGCAGCCAAAAGUUGGAUCAGGCACAGGCCUUGAACCUCUUCUAUCAACACUUCCCUGUCACAGUUGAUGGACAAUCAAUCAAGAAGAAGGACAGACUACUGAUUGCAGGAAAGCAUGAGAGAUUCUGUUAUGACAAGUGGAGAAGCCAGCAAGGGAAAAUGAGACGGGAUUAUGUGAUCGGUGAGAUGCAGCUAAAAUACAGUAAACUGAAUACAAUUUUAUCAUAUUAGGUAUUACGAGAAUGUACUUUAUUUAGUCACACAACUAUGACUGUAUGUAGUCCUGGAUAAGGGCUUCUGCUAUUGAAUAAAUUAAAUUAAAAAUAACACAUGUAUUUUUGUCUUUGCAUUGUUACAGCUCACAUUCCCAGAAGAGAACCCACUGCCAGAAAAGUAGAGAUAUACAUUGAACGGCAGAACUGGGAGAAGAACAAAGUGAAGGUGGAGGAUGUCCUUCGUUACUGGCGACCUUCAAGCAACGCUGACACAACAAGAUACAACAAGGCAAUUAUGAAGCUGGUGAAGUCCCAGAAGUGGAAAGGACUGUACAUUGCCAGUGACCCUGUCAAAGGAAGAAAAGUCAUGACGACACGGACAUUUGCUAAAGGGGAAGUCGCCUGUGACUGUCACUGUCUCCCACUCUCAGAGAAGCAAUGGAAAACACUUUUGGCAGCAACAGAUGAAGACGAGAUGGGGUACCUAUACUUCUACAAGGAUGCAUCAGGGAAAACGUGCUGCAUAGAUGCAAAGACUGUGCCCUGCCCUUGCCACCCAGAGAUGGACACAUUUGGACGGAGGAUCAACCACUCCAGAAAGAGAAGAAACAUAAAGGGUCAGCUUCAGCAAUUUGAAGAGGAUGGCAAAGUGUGGAACGUCAUCCUUUUCAUUGCUCAACGAGACAUUCCGGUGCAGGAAUAA